Exophiala aquamarina CBS 119918 is the source of this 639-nucleotide messenger RNA. RefSeq lists its product as uncharacterized. Gene Ontology annotation, molecular function: protein binding. The record is from RefSeq and is a predicted model, not a curated record. Bases 1 to 639 code for a protein of 212 amino acids. The transcript has a single exon. NCBI's taxonomy places the organism in Eukaryota, Fungi, Ascomycota, Eurotiomycetes, Chaetothyriales, Herpotrichiellaceae.
AUGCGGUCAGAAACCAACCCAGACGUCAACCGAAUCCUCUCCUUCUGGUUCGACUCCCCGGAAGCCAGCAAGAAAUGGUUCGGGGGCGGCGAAGCUUUCGACGAGGAGAUCCGGACGCGAUUCGGCGAGCUCGUGGUCCAGGCACGUGCCGACAACUUAGACCACUGGACGAAAUCGCCGCGGGGCAGCCUCGCGCUGAUCAUUCUGCUGGACCAGUUCCCACGCAAUAUCUACCGCAGCUCGGAGCAGGCGCACGCGUCGGAUACGAAGGCAUGUCGCGUGGCGGUGUCGUCGAUUGCGCGAGAGUUCGACCGCCACGAUUCCAUCGCCAACCUGGAGGCCCUGUUCUUCUACUUGCCGCUGAUGCACGAUGAGACGGUCGUCUCGCAGAUCGCGAGCAUAGCCUUGUCCGAAGCCUUGGUUGCGCGCUGCCAGUUCAGCAAGGAUCAUUUCGCCCGUGACUACGUCGCGAGGAGCAUCUUGCAUGGAAAGGGACAUCGCGAUACGAUCAUGAAGUUUGGUCGGUUUCCUAAGAGGAACACUAUCCUCGGGAGAGAGAGUACGGAUGAGGAGAAGCGGUUCCUCGAGGAACACCCGAGUGGCUUCUACCCUGGUGGUCCUCAGGAGGACGGGAAAUGA